AUGUUUUGGAGGAGGUGGGUUACCGAAGUGCUACCAGAAAUGAUACCACGCCAAAAGUGGACCCAAGAUAGUCAGAGACCUCUUCAGGUUGGUGACUUAGUGUUCAUCGCUGACCCUAAUGCUACCCGUAACAUUUGGCCGCGAGGUAUUAUAGAAGAGGUUUCUCCCGGUAAAGACUGUAGAGUGCGAGUGGAUCAAGUUCGAACGCAAUUGGGUAGUCUUAAGAGAUCUGUGGCUCGAGUCGCUAAAAUUCGUAUAGAAAUUUGA
Arctia plantaginis is the source of this 267-nucleotide messenger RNA. NCBI's taxonomy places the organism in Eukaryota, Metazoa, Arthropoda, Insecta, Lepidoptera, Erebidae. The record is from the annotation of a GenBank genome assembly.